GCUUCGGUGGGCGGGGCUUUCCGUGGCUCCUCCUCCUCAGACGGAGGACGCCUGGUCAGUCAGUCAGUCAGUGAGUGUAGUCAGUCAGUGAGCGUCCUCCUCCUCCUCAGGGAUGGCGCUGCUCUUCCUGUUCCUCCCGCGGGGCGCAGGCCCAGCGGCAUGACAGCCGGGGCGAGCCACGGCGGGGCCCCUCCGGCCCCUUCUUCUUCUUCUGCUGCUGCUCCUUCUUCUUGGGCCUCGUGGCGGGGAAGGCGCGGGCGGGCGCUGCUGGCCGUGGGGCUCAACCUGCUGGCGCUGCUCUUCUCCGCCACCGCCUUCGGCACCACCCACUGGUGCGAGGGCACCCAGCGCGUGCCCAAGCCCACCUGCGGGCCCCUCAUGCGCACCAACUGCCUCGACUACGGGUACCGGGAGGAGGAGGAGGAGGAAGGGGCGGGGGGGCGUCUCCCGGGCAACGGCAGCGGCGCCAACAACGCCUCCGCCCCCCGCCCCCACGACAGCGUGGUCCACUACAGCUGGGAGACCGGCGACGACCGCUUCCUCUUCCGGUACUUCCACGCCGGGAUCUGGUAUUCCUGCGAGGAGAACAUCAACGACCCUGGUGAGAAAUGCCGGAGCUUCAUCGACCUUGCGCCUGCAUCUGAGAAAGGGGUGCUGUGGCUGUCAGUGGUCUCGGAGGUGCUCUACAUUGUUCUCCUGGUGGUGGGUUUUAGCCUCAUGUGCCUGGAGCUCCUCCACUCCAACAAUGUCAUCGACGGACUCAAGCUCAACGCAUUUGCGGCUGUCUUCACUGUCCUCUCCGGGCUGCUGGGGAUGGUGGCCCACAUGAUGUACACACAGGUCUUCCAGGUGACGGUCAGCCUGGGGCCGGAGGACUGGCGCCCACACUCCUGGGACUACGGCUGGUCCUUCUGCCUGGCCUGGGGCUCAUUCACCUGCUGCAUGGCGGCCUCCGUCACCACCCUAAACUCCUACACCAAAACCGUCAUUGAGUUCCGGCACAAGCGCAAAGUCUUUGAGCAGGGCUUCCCUGAGGAGCCCCCAUUCGCCCCUGACCACCAGCCCCUCAAGUACUUCCAUGGAAGGAAUGCGCACCACUCAGCUGUGACCCUGCAGAGCAAUGCCAGCGGUCCCCGGAGACCUCCCCCGAUCCUUUCUGGGGGCUCCUCCACCAACACAGCGGCCUCCUCCCCCCCUUCCUCUCCUUCAAUGCCCUCUGAGGCCAGCAGCCGGCUAUCCUCCUCCUCCUCUUCACCGGAAGCAGCCGUUUCCUCAGGAGCCCCAAACACAGCCACCAAGGGGCCCAGGGUCACGCCCCCCCUGCAUCCAGGGAUGGCGAGGCCCACACUCCAGGCGGUUGCUCCCCCCAGACCCCACCUGGCCUUCCAGGCAGCCACUCUACCCAGUCAUGGUGGCCAUGGCUCGGGAGCCCUGCCCAAAUGCCUCGGAGGCACUCCCCACCUGGAAGGCUCUGCCAAGAGAACAGAGAAGCACCUGGGACUGAGGACAGAAGAGGGAGAUCUGAAGAGGGGCCUUGUUACCCGUAAGGAGUUCUUGGCAGUGGAGCGAGAGCUGGCGGAGGUGCGGGAGGAGCUGCGGUGCCUGCGCUGGAAGGUGCGCCACGUUGGGGAGGCAGGCCAGCUGCAGCCGCAGCAACCGCAGGCACCCUGUUUGGAGGAAAGCAAGCGCUACAACGGCCACACGCUGCGGGAGCUGAGGGCCAUGGUCCGGUCAGAGGGGGAUCCCUAUAGAGCCGCCCACAAGGUCCUCCUGGCCCUCUUCAGCGACGUCUGUCUGCGUCAGACGCCCCAUAACCGGCACUGGGGCCCCAACACCCGGCCCCGUCCUGACCCAGGGGAACUCUAUGCUGUCUACUGCCACCUGCUGCGGAGCGCCUUCUCCAGCCCCAAGGAGAGGGCCCAGUCCUUCUAGAGCCCCCUCUGCCUCCCCCACAGAUGAACAAAGCAUGGGCUCCUGCCUCACCAGACUGGCUUGCCACCUGCAGCCUUUUGUAGGGAACAGCCCCCUCCAAAUACAGCACUGUUGUCUUUGUCUUUCUA
This is a messenger RNA of Anolis sagrei ordinatus, 2060 nucleotides long. RefSeq lists its product as uncharacterized. Gene Ontology annotation, biological process: regulation of AMPA receptor activity. NCBI's taxonomy places the organism in Eukaryota, Metazoa, Chordata, Lepidosauria, Squamata, Anolidae. The record is from RefSeq and is a predicted model, not a curated record. Gene Ontology annotation, cellular component: postsynaptic density membrane; plasma membrane.